CUUGCCUUUUAGGUACGUCCUUUUGCUUUUCAAAGUUAAUAAAACAGGUGAAUUACUCUCUCUCCCCAUUCAAAUUGUUAGUUGUUUGGUGAAGAUUGAAGAACGAUGGCACUGGUUCCCAAUUAGAGCUCCCAAAAUCCAGCACCUUGCAGUAUAGAGAAUUACAAUCUUAAUCGAUCCAUUAGGACCGACAGCCGGCAGUCUCUAUCUAAGCUGGAAGUAAACAAACACCCCCAUUUCCUCGUAGAAAUCAAAUCUCUCUUCUGUGUGAGAAAACAAAAAGCGCCUCUGCAACAACUCUCCAUAUCCAAUCUCGUACUGCAAUUUUUCCUCAAAAUCUAACCAUCACCAUUCUCGAUUGGACAUCAGGGUUUAAUCCAGAUAUGCGGUUCGAUAAGGAAGCAAGCUCAUCUUCGCAUGUGCUACAAGUACCACCCCUACCAACAGAAGACACCCCGUUGUUGGGCCAUCCACGCCAGCUCUCCUCCCAGUCAAAGACCUUUGCCAAUAUCUUCAUAGCUAUAGUUGGAACAGGCGUCCUUGGCCUUCCUUAUACCUUCAAGAAAACAGGCUGGCUCAUGGGAUCCCUCAUGCUCUUCUCCGUCGCCCUUCUGACCUAUUACUGCAUGAUGCUUUUGGUUUUUACCCGCCGCAAGCUGGAGUCCCGCCAUGGCUUCUCGAAGAUCAACUCCUUUGGUGAUCUUGGCUUCGAGGUUUGUGGCCCCAUCGGUCGCUUUGCGGUUGAUGUCAUGAUUGUGCUUGCCCAAGCUGGCUUCUGCGUUAGUUACCUCAUUUUUAUUGCCAACACUUUAGCCUAUGUUUGUAUUGCUGAUAAUCAUACCAAAAUUCUUGGCCUCAGUCCAAAGAUUCUAUUUCUGUGGGCUUGUUUUCCAUUCCAGUUAGGGUUGAAUUCAAUUGCAACGUUGACCCAUUUGGCUCCUUUGAGUAUCUUUGCUGAUGUGGUAGAUCUUGGAGCGGUCGGAGUGGUAAUGGUUGAGGAUGUGUUGUUUUUCUUGAAGAAUAGGCCGGCAUUGAAGGCUUUUGGUGGAUUCUCUGUUUUCUUUUAUGGCCUUGGUGUGGCUGUUUUUUCUUUUGAAGGAGUAGGAAUGAUAUUGCCACUGGAAUUAGAGGCAAAAUACAAAGAAAAAUUUGGGAAAGUGUUGGCCUUUUGCAUGGCAUUCAUCUCUUCGCUGUAUGGAGCAUUUGGAAUUUUGGGAUACUUGGCUUUUGGUAAAGAAACCAAAGAUAUAAUCACUACCAACCUGGGACCCGGGGUAGUAAGCACUGUGGUGCAACUGGGUCUGUGUAUCAACCUGUUUUUUACGUUCCCAUUGAUGAUGAACCCGGUUUACGAGGUGGUGGAGAGGCGAAUCUGUGAUUCCAGGUACUGCUUGUGGCUGAGGUGGGUAGUGGUUCUUGGAGUGAGCUUGGUGGCUCUGACAGUCCCGAAUUUUGCAGAUUUCUUGUCACUUGUGGGCAGUAGCGUGUGCUGUGCUCUGGGAUUUGUGUUGCCUGCUUCCUUUCACUUGAUGGUAUUCAAGAACGAGUUAGCGUGGAAUGGAUUGAUUUUGGAUGCGGUUAUUGUGGUUUUAGGUCUGAUAAUGGGAAUCUCUGGAACCUGGUCUUCUCUGAUGGAGAUUUUUGCCUCCAAGGCCUGAUUUUGUGUUGGCCUUACCAACAAACAACCUCUAUCAGUAUGAUAUCUCAGUUAAAUAUGAGAUAAACGUUCACCAUGUAUAAUAUAUUACAGCUGAAUUCUUGGAUUUGAUUGUGCACUCUAUUUAGCACUGCAUCUAAGUUGUAAUGACAAAAUCAUCACGUUCAGGUUGCCAGGGUUGUUCAAUCGCUGAGCUGUUGAUUUAUUGUUUUCAUAAAAUCAUCUCGUUCAGCUGUUGGACUAAAUGCUUAAUUAAUGAGCAUGCAUUCAUAGAUAUGCAGGCAGAUAGCAGGAACAGAAAGCCAAAUAAGGCUCAUGUUGGGUAGGAGCAAAACUUGCAGGAAAUCUCCCUGAGGGUUACAGAAAUAUCUGCAAAUUGAUAAUAAGAUUAAGCGGAAGCCACGUGGUACUUCUCUGCUGUUGGCACAAAAUUCUUUAUGACCCCAUGGCUAUGGCUAUGGUCCACACAGGAAAACUGACAUCAUACCCAUGCGCUGCCGUUGCUUGGAUAAACGCUACAUUCGUAAAGCUUCGCGAUAUCAGAACUAAAGGAAAAGAAGAAGAAACAAGCAACCUGCUGAGGUAGACCUCGGCAUUUGGUAGACAAAUCUGUUUCAGGUCAACUAUCUACCAACCACUGACGUUUUUGAUAGCAUAAACCAAGGUUAAGUAACCCUUUAUCUGUUUUGGACAAAUCAGAUUUGUAUUCAUCGAAAGAAGUAGGCAAGCCUACUACAAUGUAAACAAGCGGCUCUUAUCGGUUUUGUAUUUCCUGCUUUUGUUUCAUUUGAUGGUGUACAAAGAGGAGUGAGAGCAAGGGUAGAAUGAACUGAUUCUGGUUGGGAGUCCCCGGAAUCUGGCUUUCCUUGACACAAA
Molecule: messenger RNA, 2533 nt
Organism: Theobroma cacao (cacao)
Lineage: Eukaryota; Viridiplantae; Streptophyta; Magnoliopsida; Malvales; Malvaceae
Product: Transmembrane amino acid transporter family protein
Biological process (GO): amino acid transmembrane transport; neutral amino acid transport
Cellular component (GO): vacuolar membrane
Molecular function (GO): L-amino acid transmembrane transporter activity; neutral L-amino acid transmembrane transporter activity
Source: RefSeq, a predicted model, not a curated record